This is a messenger RNA of Triplophysa dalaica, 1917 nucleotides long. It is a transcript of the gene usp39, whose product is annotated as ubiquitin specific peptidase 39. Lineage: Eukaryota; Metazoa; Chordata; Actinopteri; Cypriniformes; Nemacheilidae. The coding region runs from base 77 to 1570 and encodes 497 amino acids. Gene Ontology annotation, biological process: mRNA processing; spliceosomal complex assembly; protein deubiquitination. Gene Ontology annotation, molecular function: cysteine-type deubiquitinase activity; zinc ion binding. The transcript has 13 exons. The record is from RefSeq and is a predicted model, not a curated record.
AAGCGUAGCCGAAAACAUCUCAAAACGCGCAACGUGCGUACACAGUUCAAUUUCAGUUAAAUAUCAAAAAGUUACAAUGAUCGCAGGAGUAAAACGAGAGAAGGAUAUCGAUGAAAACGAAGAAGAAGAAGUGCCGCUGAAAAUUGGGCGUUCGCAAGGUGUUGAAGAUAAGAGAAGCCGACAUUGUCCGUAUCUGGACACAAUCAACAGGAGUGUUUUGGAUUUUGAUUUUGAGAAGCUUUGUUCUGUCUCGCUUUCACACAUUAAUGCCUACGCCUGUCUGAUCUGUGGGAAAUAUUUCCAAGGCCGUGGGCAGAAGUCUCAUGCAUACACCCACAGUGUUCAGUUCACUCACCAUGUUUUCCUGAAUCUCCACACACUCAAGUUCUACUGUUUGCCAGACAAUUAUGAGAUUAUUGACUCAUCAUUAGAAGACAUUACAUAUGUGUUGAAGCCUACAUUUGCCAAACAGCAUAUCUUUGGUUUGGAUAAGCAAGGAAAGCUAUACAGAGCCUAUGAUGGCACAACUUAUCUACCUGGAAUUGUGGGUCUCAAUAAUAUCAAGGCCAAUGACUAUGCCAAUGUUGUCCUACAGGCACUGUCAAAUGUGCCCCCACUACGGAACUACUUCCUUGAAGAGGAAAACUAUUGUAAUAUUCGUCGGCCACCAGGAGAUAUCAUGUUCCUGCUGGUUCAACGCUUUGGGGAACUAAUGCGCAAGCUUUGGAACCCACGCAACUUUAAAGCCCAUGUGUCACCGCAUGAAAUGUUGCAGGCUGUGGUGUUAUGCAGUAAAAAGAAGUUUCAGAUCACUAAGCAAGGGGAUGCUGUGGACUUUCUGUCCUGGUUCCUUAAUGCAUUGCAUGGUGCCCUUGGUGGUACAAAGAAAAAAUCAACCAUCGUCACACAGGUGUUCCAGGGGUCAAUGCGAAUAUUCUCAAAGAAGCUUCCCCAUCCUGAUUUGCCUGCAGAAGAAAAAGAAGCUCUCCUCCUGAAGGAUGAAUAUCAAGAGGAGAUGUCAGAAUCUACCUUCUUGUUCCUGACCCUGGACCUGCCCACUGCACCCCUCUACAAAGAUGAGAAGGAACAGCUCAUCAUUCCUCAAGUUCCUCUCUUCAGCAUCCUAGCCAAGUUUAACGGAAACACAGAGAAGGAGUACAAGACAUACAAAGAAAACUUUCUGAAGAGGUUUCAGCUAACCAAGCUUCCCCCAUACCUUAUCUUCUGUAUUAAACGAUUCACGAAGAACAACUUUUUUGUCGAAAAGAACCCCACUAUUGUCAACUUUCCAAUCACGAAUGUUGAUUUGCGCGAGUACCUCACAGAAGAGGCCCAGGCUACUGAGAAGAUUACAACCUAUGAUCUGGUGGCCAACAUAGUUCAUGAUGGAAAGCCAUCUGAGGGCUCAUACAGAAUCCAUGUCUUGCAUCAUGGAACUGGAAAGUGGUAUGAACUUCAGGAUUUGCAGGUGACUGAUAUCUUGCCGCAGAUGAUAACACUCUCAGAAGCAUACAUACAGGUUUGGAAAAGACAAGAUACAGAUUGUUCAGAAAGCCAUACAGGGGCAUAGGAGUUGCAAAAAUUCUGCAUUACAUUUAUGGUGUUGUUCCUUUGAUGUAUUUAGUCCUGAACUUGUAAUGCUUUUCACCAGAAUGCAGCUUUGCUUUAAUGGACAAGUAAAAGCAUGUAUGUGUUUUUAGGCAAUCUUUCAGAUCUCCUCUUUGUUUGUAAUAUUAAACUUUUUAAUACACUUAUAGACUGUAUACUAUAAUUUAGCUCCCCGCAGAGGAAUGGUUAUUUUAAAAAGCUUGACACCAAGAUUUUGUUUAAAUGUAUAGUCCGAUUUUUGAAAUAAAGGUUACAUUUGACAUGACGUGAAAGGGGUAAGGUAUAUUAAAUAAAUAGCCAUUGAAAGGA